This is a messenger RNA of Triplophysa dalaica, 3493 nucleotides long. RefSeq names its product ATPase sarcoplasmic/endoplasmic reticulum Ca2+ transporting 1, like (gene atp2a1l). The coding region runs from base 172 to 3147 and encodes 991 amino acids. Gene Ontology annotation, molecular function: P-type calcium transporter activity; ATP binding; ATP hydrolysis activity. The record is from RefSeq and is a predicted model, not a curated record. Gene Ontology annotation, cellular component: membrane. NCBI's taxonomy places the organism in Eukaryota, Metazoa, Chordata, Actinopteri, Cypriniformes, Nemacheilidae. The transcript has 24 exons. Gene Ontology annotation, biological process: calcium ion transmembrane transport; intracellular calcium ion homeostasis.
UAUUCGCUCUUUCUGUCAAUCCAUCGCUCCAGUGAGGAGGGGGUCCAAGUAAGGGGUCAGAUUUUCCAGUGCAGAGAACACCAAGAGCAAUAGAUACAAUCAAUAAGAAGCACGGAUAGACCCGUUUAACUAAGCUUUUGCUACUACUGAAGUUCCUUCACUCCUGACAGGAUGGAGGACUCCUACGCCAAGACCUCGGUUGAGACCCUGGCCUACUUUGGGGUUAAUGAGAACACUGGCUUGUCCCCUGAUCAAGUCAAGAAGAACCUGGCCAAGUACGGCCAUAAUGAGCUGCCAGCUGAAGAGGGAAAGUCCGUCUGGGAGUUGAUUGUUGAGCAGUUUGAGGAUCUGUUGGUCAGAAUUUUGCUGCUUGCCGCCUGCAUCUCUUUCGUGCUGGCUUGGUUUGAGGAAGGUGAGGACACAGUCACUGCCUUCGUCGAGCCUUUUGUCAUCUUGCUCAUUCUUAUUGCCAAUGCUGUUGUCGGUGUCUGGCAGGAGCGUAAUGCCGAGAGCGCCAUUGAGGCUCUGAAGGAGUAUGAGCCUGAGAUGGGUAAGGUCUACCGCUCUGACAGAAAGAGCGUCCAGAUGAUCAAGGCCAGAGAGAUUGUCCCUGGUGACAUUGUGGAGGUGUCUGUUGGUGAUAAAGUCCCUGCUGACAUCAGACUUACUGCUAUUCGUUCCACCACUAUUCGUGUUGACCAGUCCAUCCUGACUGGUGAAUCCGUCAGUGUGAUCAAGCACACCGAUCCUGUCCCAGACCUCAGAGCUGUCAAUCAGGACAAGAAGAACAUGCUUUUCUCUGGCACAAACAUUGCUUCUGGAAAAGCUAUUGGCGUUGCUAUUGCUACUGGUGUGUCAACUGAGAUCGGUAAGAUCCGUGACCAGAUGGCUGCCACCGAGCAGGAGAAGACCCCCCUACAGCAGAAACUGGAUGAGUUUGGUGAACAGCUCUCAAAGGUUAUCACUCUGAUCUGUAUUGCUGUCUGGAUGAUCAACAUUGGCCACUUCAAUGACCCUGUCCAUGGUGGAUCCUGGAUCCGUGGUGCCGUUUAUUACUUUAAGAUUGCUGUCGCUCUUGCUGUGGCUGCUAUCCCAGAGGGUUUGCCUGCUGUCAUCACUACCUGCCUGGCACUUGGUACUAGACGUAUGGCCAAGAAAAAUGCCAUUGUCCGCUCUCUGCCCUCCGUGGAAACCCUGGGCUGCACCUCUGUCAUCUGCUCUGAUAAGACUGGCACUUUGACCACCAACCAGAUGUGUGUGACCAAAAUGUUCAUCAUUGACAAAGUUGAGGGAGAUCACGUUGACCUUGAUUGCUUUGAUAUCUCUGGCUCCAAGUACACCCCUGAGGGUGAGGUAACAAAGUCGGGUGCUCGCGUUGACUGUAGUCAGUAUGACAGUUUGGUUGAGCUUGCCACAAUCUGCGCCCUGUGCAAUGACUCCUCCCUCGACUACAACGAGUCCAAGAAGAUCUUUGAGAAGGUUGGCGAGGCCACUGAGACUGCCCUGAGCUGCUUAGUUGAAAAGAUGAAUGUGUUCAAGAGCAAUGUUAACAACCUGUCUCCGGUCGAGAGAGCCAAUGCCUGCUGCAGUGUUGUGAAGCAGCUAAUGAAGAAAAACUUCACUCUGGAGUUCUCCCGUGAUAGGAAAUCCAUGUCUGUUUAUUGUAGCCCUGUAAAAGGUGAUGCAGGCUGCAAAAUGUUUGUGAAGGGAGCUCCAGAGGGUGUGAUCGACAGGUGUGCCUAUGUGCGUGUUGGUGCCACACGUUUGCCCUUAACUGGUGUUGUGAAGGAUAAGAUCCUGGCCACUAUCAAGGAGUGGGGUACCGGCCGUGAUACCCUUCGUUGCUUGGCCCUGGCCACCCGUGACCAUCCCUUGAAGGUUGAGGAAAUGAUACUUGAGGACUCUACUAAAUUUGCUGACUAUGAGACUGACCUUACCUUCGUUGGCUGUGUUGGUAUGUUGGACCCUCCCCGUAAAGAGGUUACUGGUGCCAUUGAACUGUGCAGGGCUGCUGGCAUUCGUGUUAUUAUGAUCACUGGUGACAACAAGGGUACUGCUGUGGCCAUCUGCCGUCGUAUUGGCAUCUUUUCUGAGGAUCAGGAUGUGACCGGCAGGGCUUACACUGGCCGUGAGUUUGAUGACCUGCCCCGCUCUGAGCAGAGUGAAGCUGUACGCAGGGCCUGUUGCUUUGCUCGUGUUGAGCCUUCCCACAAGUCUAAGAUUGUUGAGUUCCUGCAGGGCUUUGAUGAGAUUACUGCCAUGACUGGUGAUGGUGUCAAUGAUGCCCCUGCCUUGAAAAAGGCAGAGAUUGGCAUUGCCAUGGGCUCUGGCACUGCCGUUGCCAAGUCAGCCUCUGAGAUGGUCCUGGCCGACGACAACUUUUCCUCCAUUGUGGCUGCUGUUGAGGAAGGCAGAGCCAUUUACAACAAUAUGAAGCAGUUCAUUCGUUAUCUGAUUUCUUCAAAUGUUGGAGAGGUCGUCUGUAUUUUCUUGACUGCUGCUCUUGGUAUGCCUGAGGCUCUGAUCCCAGUUCAGCUGCUGUGGGUGAACUUGGUAACUGACGGACUGCCCGCCACUGCUUUGGGCUUCAACCCUCCUGAUCUUGAUAUCAUGGGCAAGCCACCCCGCUCUGCCAAAGAGCCUCUCAUCUCUGGCUGGUUGUUCUUUAGAUACAUGGUCAUUGGAGGUUAUGUGGGUGCUGCCACUGUGGCUGCUGCUGCACACUGGUUCCUGUAUGAUCAUGAGGGUCCUUCUAUCACAUUCUACCAGCUGUCUCACUUUAUGCAGUGUCAUGAAGAUAAUGAGGAGUUCGUUGGCGUUGAAUGUGAGGUGUUUGAGGCUGCUCCACCUAUGACCAUGGCUCUGUCUGUCUUGGUGACAAUUGAGAUGUUCAAUGCCCUUAACAGUUUGUCUGAGAACCAGUCUCUCUUACGUAUGCCUCCAUGGAGUAAUGGCUGGCUGCUCGCCGCCAUGACCCUCUCCAUGUCCCUCCACUUCAUGAUCCUCCAUGUGGACCCCCUGCCUAUGAUCUUCAAGUUAACUGCCCUGAGCAUUGAACAGUGGAUGGUGGUACUGAAGCUCUCUUUCCCUGUCAUUCUCCUUGAUGAGAUUUUGAAAUUUGUUGCCCGCAACCACCUGGAACCCUAAACCAGUGCCCCCUCCCUCAGUUUUCAAGUAACAAAAGCAAGCUCAAAAUUGAAAUGUAUAGAUGAAAAGUGGGAGUGAAAGAAAUGGGAAAAAAUAAGGAGAAGACGACAGAAAGGAGGAGGAUUAAAAGGAAGAAUGUAUAACAUCCAGAGGAGCUUCAGUGAGCCUGUUCCCAACACAGAGAGAAAGAAAUCAUCAGAAAAGGAUCCAAAAAACAAAACUGCUAUAUUUAGGACAGAUAUUAAUAUAUAGGACAACCCUUUCCAAAUUAGUGUUUGAAUUAUGAAGUAUUUUAUUCUUAAAAUUACCAAGAAAGGCAUUAAAACACUUUUUUGUUUAAAUGGUA